Molecule: messenger RNA, 4836 nt
Organism: Morone saxatilis (striped sea-bass)
Lineage: Eukaryota; Metazoa; Chordata; Actinopteri; Moronidae
Gene: oxsr1b
Product: oxidative stress responsive kinase 1b
Exons: 18
Coding region: 78-1832 (584 amino acids)
Biological process (GO): protein phosphorylation
Molecular function (GO): ATP binding; protein serine/threonine kinase activity
Source: RefSeq, a predicted model, not a curated record
UGUCCGCCGGGAAGGUCCACAUUUGCUCAGUAGGAAUGCGGUAGGCGGGGCUGCUAGGCUAGUGUCAAACUUUGGGAAUGACAGGAGUGCUGCAGGAUUCGCAAAGAAGGGGAAGUGUCGCCCUCGUUGGUCCUGUUUGGAUUACUUUGACUUCUUUUUCCGCGCAGUCUUUGGAUUCGGCGCCUCUCCCACAGACAGCACGGCCCCCAGCGGACUCCUCAGCCAUGUCGGAGGACCUGAGCUCCCAACCCUGGUCCAUCAACAAAGAUGAUUAUGAGCUGCACGAGGUGAUUGGGAGUGGGGCCACCGCGGUGGUUCAAGCGGCCUACUGUAUACCACGCAAGGAGAAGGUGGCCAUCAAACGCAUCAACCUAGAGAAGUGCCAGACUAGUAUGGACGAACUCCUGAAAGAGAUUCAGGCUAUGAGCCAGUGCCACCACCCCAAUAUUGUGUCUUACUACACCUCCUUUGUGGUAAAGGAUGAGCUGUGGCUGGUCAUGAAGCUUCUCAGUGGAGGCUCCGUGCUGGACGUGAUCAAGCAUAUCAUCUCACGAGGCGAACACAAGACAGGCGUCCUGGACGAGGCAAGCAUAGCCACCGUGUUGAAAGAUGUGCUAGAGGGCCUGGAGUACCUACACCGAAACGGACAGAUCCACAGAGAUCUUAAGGCUGGAAACAUUCUCCUCGGGGACGAUGGCUCAGUGCAAAUUGCAGACUUUGGCGUCAGUGCCUUUCUAGCCACAGGUGGUGACAUCACUCGAAAUAAAGUGCGCAAGACAUUUGUGGGAACGCCAUGCUGGAUGGCCCCAGAGGUCAUGGAACAGGUGAGGGGUUAUGAUUUCAAAGCAGAUAUUUGGAGUUUUGGGAUCACAGCCAUUGAGCUCGCCACAGGGGCUGCACCUUAUCACAAAUACCCACCAAUGAAGGUCUUGAUGCUGACGUUGCAGAAUGACCCCCCUUCCCUGGAGACUGGCAUCACAGACAAGGAGAUGGUAAAGAAAUAUGGCAAAUCCUUCAGGAAGAUGGUCUCCAUGUGUCUACAGAAGGACCCAGAAAAAAGGCCAACAUCCUCAGAGUUGUUGAAGCAUAAAUUCUUUCAGAAAGCAAAGACCCAUGAGUACUUACAUGAGAAGUUACUUCAGAGGGCGCCCACAAUAACAGAGAGGUCAAAAAGGGUACGUAGAGUGCCAGGUUCCAGUGGUCGGCUGCAUAAAACGGAAGAUGGCGAAUGGGAAUGGAGUGACGAUGAGCUGGAUGAAGAAAGUGAAGAGGGCAAAGCAGCUGUUGCUGCCUUAAGGUCACCAAGAGUGAAGGAGGGAUCACAGAAUUCAGAGGUUUUCCAGACUCCUGAGCCUUUAAGUACUCAACUCCAGCCGAUGGCCGCAGGUCAGGCAGAACUACCUCAGGCUGUAGGCCAGGUUCCACUGCAGCCCACACCAGUCAACACUCAAUCCACUGCCCAGGCUGCAUCUCCCACACCCGGUGUACCCGCCGCUGCUGCUGUUCCCACACAGGCCCUAGCUGUCUCAGGGGAUGUCAAGGCUCCCAUUAGUUUGGUAUUAAGGUUAAGAAAUUCAAAGAAGGAGCUAAAUGACAUCCGCUUUGAAUUUAUGCCAGGGAGGGACACAGCAGAUGGUGUGUCCCAGGAGCUAGUGUCUGCAGGCCUGGUGGACGGGAGGGACUUAGUAAUAGUUGCUGCAAAUUUGCAGAAAAUAGUUGAUGAGCCUCAAGCCAAUAAAAAUGUCACUUUCAAACUGGCUUCUGGAACUGAGGGAUCCGAAAUACCAGACGAUGUCAAAUUGAUGGGCUUUGCUCAGCUCAGCAUUAGUUAAACUGUUGUUCUACCUGGGACCGUGACUUGCCUAAAAAAUGUGAAAAUUAAAAAAGAAAAAAAAAAUAGUUUAAUGCAUUUUUUUCUUUCUAUGGCUGUAAAGAAAACCACUACUGCCAAAGAAAACAGUACCGUUUUGUCACCCAUAGGAUUAUACAAUGCCGCCUGAUUGAAUUGGGUGGCCGAAGUAUCAGAGCGUACAAAAUAAGAAUCACUCAAACAAGUUUACAGCGUACAUGUAGAAGGAUGCAAGUAUCUACAACAAACAGUUUCCAUUUCCCACUCUGGUCUCCCUCAUUCUGUUACUUUCUUCUCUUUAAUAUGUGAUGCAUUUGCACAAUCUGAACUAAUGCCCUUGAAUCCUGAUAAGUGUAACAAUGCCUUAUAUUCAUCUGAACUACUGAAUGCACGUUUUGGGGAAGUCCCCAGUUACCAUAUGGAGCAUUAUGUUGUCUGAAAUGUACAAAUGUGGUUUCAGUUGCUUGUGUCAAACUUUUUUACUUCAUUUUGAGAGAAGGUAAGAUGCAGCUUACCAAGCCAAUUCAAAUUUUACACACAAUUCUGUACUCAACCGAUGAGUGCCGACGUAAUGUGGCACAACAAAUGUAAUGUGAAACAAGAGGAAGAUGUGACCACUCCCAACAGUAACAAUCUUUAAAUGAUAAGAAAAAAAAGAUGUGUUAGUCUGUCUCUUAGUACUUUCUGACUCCACUGCACUGUCUGUGGCACUCAACCUCAAGCUCAUUCAAAUCUUCAAAAAGUGGUCACAAAUAUAGUAAAAAAAAAAAAAAUUAAAAGGCAAAGUUAUUUCCAGAAACAGCUGGACACAAAUGUUGCUCAAACAGAAUUAAAUAGUGCAUUAAUUGGGAACUAUUUUCAGCUGCGGAUUAAUAGACAUUUGGUGCCCUAGUGACAAUUUACAGCAAAAACAUGUCACCACCAUAGUACAACGGUGUGGCUUAUCGAUGUGUUUUUAAUAGUUUUUUGGGGCAAGAAUGGAGCUCUAUGGCACAAAGAAAUACAAUAUGUUAGUCUUUGGAUACACAGAAAAUAUUUCAUGGGAUUUGUUGACAAUAAGAAGCUUAAUGAUUGUUAGUCUUAUCAUUUUAAGUACCGCCACAACCAACAUUAUCAGAAAGGAAAGUCUCUUUAUGAACUCAAUGAAACUGGUUUUAAAUGAUUACACAUAGAUUGUAGAGGACUUCAGCUGAUUCUAAACUUCAACACAUUUAUCAAAUUGUAAAACCUGAAUGAUUAGGAAAAAGGAGUACAAGGUAAUAUUGACUACAGAAAUUCUUCAAAGAGAAUCAGAUUUUCCUCCACUCAUUUCACACACAAUACUGGUCUUUUUGUACAUUUGACUAUACAUUUAAAUUGUAGUAAAGUAAAUGAGUUUUACAACAGCUGAAACCACAAGUGUUGUAUGAACAGAUGUGUCUGUUUGUAUUAGUUUGUGUCUGUUUGGAAUCAGUUUCUCAAAUUCUUCAAAAAACAAGAAAAAAAGACUUAAGUGCAUUUUUGUUUAUGUGGAUGAAACAUAAGUACUUGAUUUAACCUCUAGUAUGUAAAUAAUGACAUUUGGCUUUGAUUUGUUUUUAUACUGGGUGUUUCACUCUUGGCCUUUUUUCUGUCCUAUGACACGAUUGUGGGUUGUAGCGUUGUGUGAAGGAAGACGACGACACUGCAAAUUUAGCUUUGAAUUCUUUCAUUUUGCAGGACAUACUGUCACUUGCUGUAUGUCACGUAUGACGCUCAUUUACCUUUACUCAUGAAGCUUUUCAUUUUUUGCCUUUGAAAAGUUUGAAUAUAUUUUACCGUGGAGCCACAGCUGUCCUGAUGAACCGCUCAAUACCUGUCCACCUUAAAUUUCCCUCCAAUUUUGAGCCGAGCAGCAGCAAAUCUGUCUCCAACUCUUAAUGAUACCAAGUGGAGCCUGUUUACAGUACUUUAACUCACAUCUGAAGUCAUAAAGCUGCUUCAUCACUUGGCUAAAAUAAAGAUUUUACACCCUCCAGUUUGGAGAAAAGCUAAGCUAUGACUGUCGACACUUUGAACCAUCAGAAAUAUGUGUUUUGGAUUUGGCAGAAAGAGGCUGUUAUCAGUACAGAUGUCACAUCCUUUCAAACACACUCUGAAUGUGCAUCUCACAGUUAUUGGCACCGAUGGCAGUGGCAGGUUUAUUUAACAUUCUGCUCUAAUGUGUAGAUCUGAAACGCCAGCAAGGUUUUACUGUUUAGUUUGGUGAUGUGAUAAACCCUCCAGAUGCCAUAUUGAAUGAAAAUGAAUGAUAUUUUUUUUUUGCUUGCAGAUAAAAUGUUAAGAAGAAAUCUUUGUAUUUUGACUUUAAACAUGUUAAAUUUUACGCUAGCCUUAAAUUGAAAAUGACCAAGUGUUUUUUUUUUUUUUUGGACAUGAUGUCAAAGUUUAUGAUUCAGAUUUUCAGUGUCUUUGAAAUGUAGUUCUUGUUAGACGUGAAGAUACCCGAAAUAAAGAUAUACAGGUGUGUCGACCCUGUGUUCUCCUCAAAGGGGAGCGACAAAGUCAGCAACCCAUUGUUACUCUAAAGUUUCUAAACUGCAGUAUUUGGUGCCAUUCUCCUGGUUUAAUCUGCAGCUGACAGCAGAUUAGGACAGGAUAAGUGUGUAUGAGCCCUGAGAAGUGUGUGUGUGUGUGUGUGUGUGUGAGUGUGUGUGUGUGUUGCGUAUGAGCCCUACUUCUUAACGGAGUUGAAGAUCUAAUGGCUUUGUUCUCAUCCUUUCUCCAACAGUCUCUUCUGUUCUGCUCUCCCAUGUAGUCUAACAGAGCUGUAGCAACUGAACAGAUGAUCGACAAAAACACUUUUGUCCAGGCAAUAACUCAACAAGGCUGUAAUAUAUUUAAAUUUCCCACCUGUUUUCAGUUUUUUUUUUUUCAUUCUUUCAUUUGCUCUAUUUUUGAUCGUUUUGUAGUUCAAAACAUGUUUCUCUAGAUUAUUUUUAAUCAAUAAAGAAUGAGCAUAUCAUCCA